AUGGACGCGAUUUUCGCGCGGCUUUUCCCCGCUCCCAAGGGCCCGCACCCGCAGGGGAAUGGCGCUCCCGAUGGGCGCGGAAAGGAUGGGCGCAGCGGGGCGAAAGCGAGUAACGAGGGCGUUCUGCGCACUGGACUGCUGGCCGCGUCCGCCUUCGCAGCGGGCUCUGGCCUGCUGCUCGCCGCACACCACCGCACCUCACCACUCGCCCUCGCAGCCGACCCCACCGACACGCAGCAGCAGGCCUCCACCAUGCUGCCACUUGGCAGCCUCGCAGUGGCCGUGGCUGACGUGGCAGCAGAAGCGCUGCCAACGGUGCGUGAGCCGGGCACAGGCGUGGAGUUCCCCGUGUUGCUGAGCGAUGCGGGGGAGGGGGCGGGGGAGGGGGAGAAGGCGGAGAAGGAGGGGAAGAAGGGGAAGAAAGGGGGGAAGGAGGGGAAGGCGGUGGCGGGGGAUCGCACGCUGGCGGGCGUUGGAGUGCGCAACAAGAACCUGCUGGGGCUGAAGAACAUCAAGGUGUAUGCCUAUGGCGUAUACGUGGACCAAGCGGCACUGAAGAAGCAGCUGAGCAGCAAGUACGGGGGCAUGAAGGGGGAGGCGCUCAAAGGCAGCCGGUGGCUCGUGGAGGACGCCAUCACCGCUGACGUCACCAUGGCCGUGCGCCUCGUCAUCUUCUAUAGGCAGGCCGCGUUCAACGAGCAAUCAGACGACACGCCCACUCAAAACUCCCCUCCCAUCCCCGCCCCUCCCCUCCCCUCCCCUCCCCUCCUCUCCCCUCCCCUCUCAUCCCCUCCCCUCCCCUCCCCUCCUCUCCCCUCCCCUCUCAUCCCCUCCCCUCCCCUCCCCUCCUCUCCCCUCCUCUCUCAUCCCCUCCCCUCCCCUCCCCUCCCCUCCUCUCCCCUCCCCUCUCAUCCCCUCCCCUCCCCUCCCCUCCUCUCCCCUCCCCUCUCAUCCCCUCCCCUCCCCUCCCCUCCUCUCCCCUCCCCUCUCAUCCCCUCCCCUCCCCUCCCCUCCCCUCCCCUCCCCUCCCCUCUCAUCCCCUCCCAUCCCCUCCCAUCCCCACCCCUCCCAUCCCCACCCACCCCCUCUGCGGGCAGGCAUCUGAAGAUGGGGCAGGUGCGCGAGGCGUUCAACGAUUCGCUUGGGGGGCGCAUGAAGGAGCUCAGUGGGGGCGUGCCGCAGACGGAGCUGCUGCACAGGUAA
Closterium sp. NIES-65 is the source of this 1203-nucleotide messenger RNA. Lineage: Eukaryota; Viridiplantae; Streptophyta; Zygnematophyceae; Desmidiales; Closteriaceae. The record is from the annotation of a GenBank genome assembly.